This is a messenger RNA of Carassius carassius (crucian carp), 5391 nucleotides long. It is a transcript of the gene kif14, whose product is annotated as kinesin family member 14. Gene Ontology annotation, biological process: microtubule-based movement. The record is from RefSeq and is a predicted model, not a curated record. The transcript is spliced from 29 exons. Lineage: Eukaryota; Metazoa; Chordata; Actinopteri; Cypriniformes; Cyprinidae. The coding region runs from base 364 to 4974 and encodes 1536 amino acids. Gene Ontology annotation, molecular function: ATP binding; microtubule motor activity; microtubule binding.
AUGGCGGUCCGCGGACGACAGAGUUGUUGUUUUUAUUGACGCUUUGAGGCGCGUCCAGUCCGAGACUUUUUUUUUUUUUUUACUGUCGGAAUGAUACUAAACCGGACGAAGAAAGGACUAGGCUUUUUUUAUUAUUAUAAACAAAAUAACUUUUAAUAGUUUACAAAACAGGAUAUCAACGCUCGCAGGUCAGUUUUAGUUAUGCGUUUACGUAAACAUGUAUUUUUAAACUAAAUUGGCAGGUAAUUCACCUCGGUGUACUCAUUAUUACACAACAAUUAACAUUAAAUUUGUGGACUGAAGUACAUGUGGGACAACCUCAAAAAAAUUCUAUAGUCAAAAGUCUUGUUUUUUGAUACAAUAAUGGAUGGAUCAAAAGAAAUAGAGACUACAGCAUCUUUUAAUAAAACCAAAGAAAUAAACAGGACCUAUGUGAUCUCAGCACUCACAAAAUGUGGAGAAAACGCUUUUAAAACACCAUCCUCUGGUGCCAGACUCACUCUUCAGAGAAAACCCAGCAGCAGAACCGCUCCAAAACACCUUGAAGAACCCACACAGGAGAACCCAGGAGGAGAGAAACGCCUGACCCUUCAGCGCAGGACACGAACAGGCUCCUUAAACACAACCAAAGUCCUGACCGAACCCAAUCCAGCAAGAGAGACCCACCAAACCAUCAAAACACCUGGGAAAGCCUCCUCCAAAACUAGUUCUGAGAAGAUCAGAUCCGUCCAUGAUGAGGGCAAAACUGUUUCGACACCUACAAGAAGAACCCAGUUUGAGAAAUUAAGCAUCAAGAAAGAUGUCUUUGAGAGGCUGGCUGCUAAUGAUGCAUCUAGACCCACAUCCACCAAACACACAACUGCUGGAAGACAGAAGCCAAUGCAGAUGAGCACUGAAACUGCAAAAUCAACUGCUGAGAAGGUUCAGAUUAGUGGUUCAGAGAGGCACAUGACCCCCUCCUUACAUUCAGCACAGGUGAGGAGACCCACAGCCCUAAUGAGCUCCUCGGCUCAUGGAGGAGCAGGUGUUUGUAGAGCUGCUCCUGCUGAAGGACACGCUCCUCUUGAAGCUGUGAGCAGAGCUAGUGCUCCACAACCCCAAGAGCUGAAGAUGGAGAACAGUGCGGUCACGGUCGCAGUCCGAGUAAGACCUUUCUGUUCAAGGGAGAAAAAGGAGAAAGCCCAUCAAGUCAUCUUCAUGAACGACCAUGAAACUGUUGUGCAGCAUCCAGAUAAUAAACAAAGCUACACAUUUACCUUUGACUUCUCUUUUUGCUCUGUCAACGAAUCGGAUACAAGCUUUGCCAGUCAGCAGAUGGUUUAUGAAAAACUGGCUCGGCCCUUGCUUGAAAGAGCAUUUGAAGGAUUUAACACGUGUCUCUUUGCAUAUGGCCAAACGGGUUCAGGAAAGUCCUACACUAUGAUGGGUUUCGGUGAAGAGGCUGGCGUUAUUCCCAGAUUCUGCAAGGAACUUUUCUCCAGAUUGUCUAGAACUGAAAACAAAGAGAUCUCCCGCCAUCUGGAGAUGAGCUAUUUUGAGGUGUACAAUGAGAAAAUCCAUGAUUUGCUGGUGGCAAAGGACGAGCAAAACCAGAAGAAAAUGCCUCUGCGUGUCAGAGAGCAUCCUGUCUAUGGGCCUUAUGUUGCAGACCUGUCCACGAAUGUAGUCACAUCUUAUGCUGAUAUUAAGACUUGGCUUGAACUCGGUAACAAACAAAGAGCCACGGCCGCCACCGGCAUGAACGAUAAAAGCUCCAGAUCACACUCUGUUUUCACUCUGGUCAUGAUGCAAACUAAAACAGAGUUUGUGGAGGGAGAGGAGCACGAUCACUGCAUCACCAGCCGGAUAAACCUGGUGGAUCUGGCAGGAAGUGAGCGCUGUACUUCAGCCCAGACCAGUGGAGACCGGCUCAGGGAGGGAGUGAGUAUCAACAAGUCUCUGCUCACGCUGGGAAAGGUGAUCUCGUCACUCUCAGAACAGGCUCAGACCAGAAAGAAAGUCUUCACGCCGUACAGAGAGUCAGUGCUCACAUGGUUACUGAAGGAAAGCCUUGGUGGAAACUCCAAGACGGCUAUGAUCGCCACCCUGAGUCCUGCGGCCUGUAACAUGGAGGAGAGCCUGAGCACCUUACGCUACGCCCAGCAGGCCCGUAUGAUCAUUAACAUAGCCAAAGUCAACGAGGACACCAAUGCCAAACUGAUCCGAGAGCUGAAAGCAGAGGUGGAGAAGCUCCGUGCGGCUCAGAUGAGCUCUCGGGGCAUCGAGCCGGAGAAAAUGAGACUGUUUCAGCAAGAGAUCGCCUCUCUUAAGACUAAACUCUCACAACAGGAACACGAAAUGGCUGAAGCUCACAGAACUUGGAAAGAAAAGCUAGAAGAGGCAGAGAGGAGGAAACGAGAGGAAACCAAAGAGCUGCAGCGCGCCGGUGUCACCUUUAAAGUGGAUAAUCGGCUGCCUAACCUUGUGAACCUGAAUGAGGAUCCGCAGCUGUCAGAGAUGCUGCUGUACAUGAUUAAAGAGGGCGAGACCAAGGUCGGCAAGCUCAAGUCUGAGUCGGCCCACGACAUCCAGCUGUCUGGAGCUCUCAUCGCCGAUGAGCACUGUGUCAUCUCUAGUGUGAAAGGUACCGUCAGUAUUAAACCAAUGGCAAAUGCCAAGACCUUCGUGAAUGGACAUCUUGUGUCUGAGUGCACCGUCCUCCACCACGGAGACCGUGUGAUUCUUGGAGGAGAUCACUAUUUUCGGUUCAACCACCCCGCUGAGGUUCAGAGCGGGAAGCGCGCGUCCUGUUGGAACAGUGGAGAUGGUCAAAAGGACUUCGAGUUUGCCAAAAACGAGCUGCUGUUGGCCCAGAGAGCUCAACUUGAAGCAGAGAUUGAGGCAGCUCGGUUGAAGGCCAAAGAGGAGAUGAUGCAGGGCAUUCAGGUGGCAAAAGAGAUGGCACAGAAAGAGCUGAGCGAGCUGAAGAGUCAGUACGAGAAGAGAAUCAAAGCUCUGGAGCGAGAGCUGGAUGAGGAGAGUGAACGGAAGAGAGUCCACGAGCUGGAUAAAAAGAGGGUGGUCUGUCAGAUAGAGCAACUGCAGACAGCAAAGUCUCUGCUAGAGCAGGAAGUCAACACCCAUAAUAGACGUCUGCAGAUGGAGGCCCAAGCUACAAGACAGGCGAUGGCCGAUCAUGAUAUCCGGCAUGCUAAAAUUGUAGAGGCGCUUGAAGCAGAGAAGAGGAAGAUUGCAGAAGAUCUUGCUCAGAUUGAGAGAAAGCGUGCUCAAAAAAUGCUCCAGGCCACUAAAACAGCCCACCCACAGUGGGAUUCCUUGAAGCUGUCUUUGAUGAUUGAAGAAGCUAACAAAAUCAGUGCCAAUCUCAGGAAACACACAGUCUUCAGCAGACAUGAGGCGACCGAUAAAGUGAGCGAGGGUGGAGACGCCCAACUGCAGGUCCAAGUUCAGAACACCAAACUGGGAAUUUCCACCUUCUGGAGUCUGGAGAAGUUCCAGAGCAACUUGGCUGCCAUGAGAGAGCUUGAGCAGGGGGAGAGCACCUCUAAAGAUGAUGACGUGUUUUACAACCCUAAUGAUGAGUGGGAACCAGACCUAUCUGCCUCUUCCUCAACCUCAUCUUUCUCUCGCAGAAGGAGUAGAAGUUUGCUAAAGAGCAGGAGGAUUUCUGGCCGUCUCUAUGAGAUCCGAGUGCACCCCAUUCAAAGCCUACAUUGUGCUCCCUCACAGUCCACUGGGCUGAUGAACAAGCCCCCCUCUCUGCACCCUAGCACCUCUGACUCCGCCCUCCCAGCCAUCUGCAAAGAUCUGAUUGGCUCUGCAGUUGCUCGCCUGCGCUCCUGCCAAUCAGCUGAGGAAAGCGAAAGCUUGGCCGACAACCUGACCCUGGAUCUGCUGGCGGUUCACCGUGCCGUGAGGUCCAUCGCAGACCUCUACGAGCACCUUGACGACGACUGUCAGGAGAACUUGUUUGCCUGCAGUACUGAAGCCCAGACUCAUCUAGUGAAGGCCACGUCUGCUGUUGAAAGGGCUGUGUUCAUAACCAUGCACUGGGUCUCCAGCAUUAAGCCCAGCUCUGAUUCAGUGUCUCCGAGAGCUGAGGAGCUCAAGACUGAGGUCAAGAAAAUUGGAGGCUACCUUCAGUUACUCAUUCAGGGCUGUGACUCUGAGAUCUCCUCCAUGGUAACGGAGGCCCAGAGGAAGGUUGCCAAGUGUAUGAAAGUGGCUCUCAAAACCAUUGGUUUGCUGGCGGCAGUGAAUGGGAUGGAUCUUCGUUUGAUUGAACAUAGUUCAGAAAUCAUAGACAAUAGGUCAGUUGUGGAUUCUUUGCGGGAUGGGAUGCGUCAGAGUGUGACUGAUCUUCUCCUCAUAGGUCAGAGGAUCACUACUGAGAUGCAGAGAGAUCUUUCAUCUGCUCAUAUACCGAGUCAGAAAUCCAAUGUAAUGGAUGUCGCCAGCAGUUUGCAGAGCUACUUCCGCUGCUGUUUGUCGCAGAGGUCAGACACGUUUGAGGAUCGUUCAGAGGAUGAUGAAGGCUCAGACUUGUGUGCCAUUAAGAACACCACCGCUAAACUCCUCAAGCUGAACCGAGCGAUCAAAGAUCUCCACUCAUCUUUGUUGCACUCUCUGAAGGGGAGAGGCAGUGACGCUGGCCUUAGUCAGACAAUACAGUCUGUAUCCAGGACAAUUGAUGAUGUCAUCAACGGCCUCUCAUACGAAACAGCUGGGAGACGUUCCGACAGUCUCAAGCUUCCGUGUGAGAAGAACAUCAUGGCCUCCCGUGAUCAAGUGCACUCGGCGCUGAAGGCUUUGACAGCAGCGUUCAAUAAAAGCACAGAUGGAAUAGAGACGCUGGACACAGACAGACAGUUCAUUCAGCCAGGUUAUGGCAGCAGAAAUCGAACCGUUCCUAAAGUUGUGUAUUCUCUUUCCUCAGGCAUUAGCGAGAGUUCCAGAGAUGUCCGCUGGGUGUGAUUGGGAUAGCCACAGAUUGAAGUCAUGUACUAGUACUAGUCUACUAUAUUGGGUAUAAUGGUUAAUGCUAAGGUUGGCUCACUUUUCAUUUUGAUGUAUAUACAGUAUGCACUCAUGCAGGCCUACAAUAGUUUGGUUGCUAAUUUUGUACAAUUUAACUGUAUGAUUUUAAAGAAGAACUUAAUUGUAUAACUUACGAAGAUGGGUUUCUGUGUAUUUUGCAAGCACCUAGGUCUUUUAUAACUCAUGCAGAAAAGUACUUCUGGAUAUAUAUUUGCACUUGAAACCUUUGCACAGGCUUGGGCGCACUGGUAUGGAGACUUGAUUUUUAUCAUUUGCAGUACCGUUUACUCUGGAUCAUGUAAUUGUUCCACACUAAUUUAUACUUUCAGUAAUAAACACUCACUGGGACAAGAA